UGUGUAUGUGUGUGCGUGUGUGUAUUUGGCAUUUCAAGCCCGAUCGACUGGCUGGCACUGAGCGGCGCUUAACGCUUUUCAUCAGUCGGAAUUGAAACAACAAUGCAGGCGGUCGCGUUUUAGUCGCUGGCUAAAAAAAAAAACCAAAUCAACAUAUUCGAAAAAAGCGCGUUCGCAGUUCGUAGUUCGUCAGUCAUAAUAAAAACAACAGCUAGAGCAACAACAACAGCAACAACAACAACAAAAGCGCCAACGAAACGGAAGUGAAAAAUUCGCGUUUUCACACAACAUUUUUGCAUUUUUCCGCCCGUUAGACACAAAUUAUACAAGCGGCACAAAAGGCAACCAUUGUUAGCCACUUGGCCCGUCUCUGCCUGUCUUAUUGUCUGCCCGUCUAUCGGAUCGGUCUGUAGAUGGGUCACUCAGUCAGUGGACAGCCCGGGCUCUCCUGUGUGUGUGUAACCGCGCGAUCGCAUUUUGGAAAUGAAAUUAGAAAUUGAAAAUAGUUCACUAGCGAAUUGGCAUCAUCCGUGGACAUGGCUGCGAACGGUUUUCAAAUCGAUUCCACCCAAUCUAAUGGUGCGAUGGCGCAAUAACACUGACGCCAUGAUCGAAGCUCAGUAUCCGACAACUGGUGAAUUUGAAUACAUGGAGUGUGGACCAUCGCCGCCGGCGGAGAGUGCGCCGAGCAUGUACGAUAGCUUCGAGGAGCCAACUAGCGAGCUGAGCGUGCAGAUCUGCAAUGACACGCUGAGGAUUAGUCUCAUCGACCAGAUGAAGAGUGCCGCUGGCCGGGUGCGUUUGUUUGAGGACAUCGAGCAGGGUAAUGUGGUGGCCGAGAGUAUCGGCGCACAUUUCGAAACAGCUUCCAAGAUCGAGAAGAAUCUGUGUUAUUUGUGGGCGGCAUUUCUCAAGCGCUGGGAUCUGCUCGAGGGCCUCUUAAAGGCUGGCGCCGAUCUGCACUUUUACGACCAGAACGGUAUUUCAGCAUUGCAUUUGAGCGCAUUCAGCGGAUGCCUGGCCACGCUGAAUCUGCUGGUGGCCAAGGGCAUCAAUGUCAACCUGCAGCCCAAGUGCUACACGCCGCUGCACUGCGCCGCGUUCGGCAAUGCCGUUGAGGCAGCCAAGUUCCUCAUCAACAGCGGAGCCCUCAUCACCAAAGACACCAACAAGCCCAACUGCGAGGAGAGCCUGCUCCACUGCGCCGUUCGCUCCAAUGCCCUUGAGUGCUUGCAGCUGUUCAUUGGCGAGGGAGCCGACGUCAAUUCGCUGAAGCCCAAUGGCACCAACGCCAUACACCUGGCCGCUGAUCUGGGCCACCUGCAGUGCUUGGAGGCGCUGCUGAAUGCACCCAAUGCCGACGCCAAUGUGCGCAUCUGCAUUCGCGAAAAGGAGUCGACCGCUCUGCAUCUGGCUGCCGAUGAGGGCAACGUGGAGUGCGUCGAUCUGUUGCUCUCCAAGGGGGCUGAUGCCAAGCUAAAAAACCAUCGCGGCUUCACCCCACUCCAUCUGGCAGCGCGAACUUCCAGCUUGGAGUGCGUGGAGUCGCUGCUGCGCAAUGGCAAUGCGGACGCAAACGCUGAGGACUUUGACCAUAGGACGCCGCUGCAUGCGGCCGUUGGCAAGUCCGAGAAUGCCUAUGAUAUCAUGGAGACACUCAUACAGUGGGGCGCCAAUGUCAACCACAAGGAUAUCUAUGGCUUCACCGCUCUCCACUUGGCCGCCCUCGACGGACUCGUCCAGUGCGUCGAGAUGCUCAUUUACCAUGGCGCCGAUGUCACAACGAAAUCCAAGAAGGGCACAUCUGCUUUAAACGUCAUUACACGGAAGACCCCCGCCUCGGUGGCUAUGAUUCGUCAGAAGCUUGAUGCGGCCAUUACCCUGCAUCACUCACAGGAUCCCGUCAAUCGUGAGGUGGAGCUGGAGCUGGACUUUCGCCAGCUGCUGCAGCAUUGCCAUCCACGUGAAAUUAGCUACUUGAACACAUUCGUGGAUGAGGGGCAAAAGGAGAUACUGGAGCAUCCGCUAUGCUCCUCCUUUCUGUACAUCAAGUGGGGCAAAAUACGAAAGUACUACAUCGGCCGCCUGAUCUUCUGCUUCAGCUUUGUGCUCUUCUUGACGCUCUAUGUGCUGACUGCACUGGCGCACAACUGCUACAACGGCAGCAAGGACGACAACACGACGAUACAGGCGCAGGAGCUCUGCCAGAAGCAGUCCAUACUGGGCGAUAUGCUGCGCAAUAAUCCCUUUGUCAUGGAAAUGCAGUGGUGGGUGCUCGUGGCGAUCACAAUAGUGGAGAUAUUUCGAAAGCUCUACGGGAUUACCGGCUACUCCUCGUUUCGACACUACGUGACGCAAGUGGAGAACAUUAUGGAGUGGUUUGUCAUCACCAGCGUCUUCGUCAUCUCGUACAUUUACACGAAGCAGACGUACACGUUCCAGAACCACAUUGGCGCGUUUGCCGUGCUGCUCGGCUGGACCAAUUUGAUGCUGAUGAUUGGGCAGCUGCCCGUGUUCGAUGUCUACGUGGCCAUGUAUACGCGGGUGCAGGGCGAGUUCGCCAAGCUAUUCAUGGCCUAUUCGUGCAUGCUGAUUGGAUUCACAAUUAGUUUUUGCGUUAUCUUUCCAUCGUCGUCGUCAUUCGCCAACCCGUUUAUGGGAUUCAUCACGGUGCUGGUGAUGAUGAUUGGGGAACAAGAUCUGUCGCUAUUAAUCAACGAUCCGGACGGCAAGGAUCCGCCCUUUCUGCUGGAGGUCAGCGCUCAGAUUACGUUCGUGCUCUUUCUGCUGUUCGUGACGAUCAUUCUGAUGAAUUUGCUGGUGGGCAUUGCGGUGCACGACAUACAAGGGCUCAAGAAGACAGCCGGACUCUCGAAACUAGUGCGACAAACGAAGCUCAUUAGCUACAUUGAGUCGGCAUUGUUUAAUGGCUAUUUGCCCACAUGGCUGCGAAAUCUGCUCCACUACACGGCGCUCGUCUCGCCGCAGGCCUACCGCGUGGUGCUGUGCGUGAAGCCCUUGAAUCCCAGCGAAAAGCGUUUGCCGCGCGACAUACUUAUGAAGGCCUACGAGGUGGGCAAAAUGCGUAAGCACUUUGGUUACACAAUCUCCUCGAAAAAUCCGGCCGAAAACUAUCUAUCGUACAAAAACAAGUACAACAACAGCGGCUGUGUGAACACAGCAUACGUGUUGCCCGAUCCUGAUCCGGAGUCCACACAACUAACAGCGCUGACCAGUAAAAUUGACGACAAUGCGGAUCGCAUUGAGUUUCUCACGCAGGAGAUUCAAGAGUUGAAGCAGGUGCUCAUAUCGCAGCAGCAGCAGGCCAGCAAGGUGAUUGACAAGCUGCUGAUCGUCAUCUCCAACCAACAGAAACAGCAACUGCGUAAAUAACUGCUGCAUAAUGCCAUUUACUAUUAUUGCUAUUAUUAUUAUCUUUUAUAAACAUACGAAUCAUAAAAUCCUUAGCCGUAGACACCUCUUGAGUGUGUUAACCAUUGCGCCCAAGAGCCCGAAAAUUGUUGAUAUUAUAUUGUAGUUAGCGUAUUGAUUACCGCAGCGUCUAACGCUCUACCUAAUAAUGCUAUUUAGCUCUACACUAUACUAUGUAUGUAUUUACCCUACAAUAUAUAUACAUAUGCAGAUAUAUAAAUAAA
Messenger RNA from Drosophila navojoa, 3656 nucleotides. RefSeq names its product ankyrin repeat domain 61 water witch (gene wtrw). The record is from RefSeq and is a predicted model, not a curated record. Gene Ontology annotation, biological process: monoatomic ion transmembrane transport. NCBI's taxonomy places the organism in Eukaryota, Metazoa, Arthropoda, Insecta, Diptera, Drosophilidae. Gene Ontology annotation, molecular function: protein binding; monoatomic ion channel activity. Gene Ontology annotation, cellular component: transmembrane transporter complex; membrane.